Messenger RNA from Salvia hispanica, 1310 nucleotides. RefSeq lists its product as uncharacterized. Gene Ontology annotation, molecular function: protein binding. Lineage: Eukaryota; Viridiplantae; Streptophyta; Magnoliopsida; Lamiales; Lamiaceae. The record is from RefSeq and is a predicted model, not a curated record.
AGCAUCCAUGAUUCCAAAAUUAAUGGAAUUCAGAUCAUUAAUCAAUAUUUUUAGAGCUAACAGCACAUGCCUUUGUUCUUCCCCACACCGUCAAUGGCGCUGCUCUAAUCUUCUUUAUAGUCACCAGCUUUCAAUGCAAUUUCCUCACCCACUCUCCUUCCUCAUAUAAACACUUCACUACUGGUGCAGCAGAUAUUCAAAUUGAUUUUAAAUCACUUACAAUGAUGAGCAGAUUGUUGGCGAUUUGCAGCAUUAUGCUGCUGGUUACUUCAAUACACGCGAAUGCAAGCCAAUCCACCGAUCUCGCGGCGGUCUCGUCGAUCAGAGAUGCGAUGAGCGGCUCGAUCGCCACCGCGUGGACCGGUACGGACUGCUGCACGUGGCCGGGGAUCGUCUGCCAUCCGGAGACGCUCCGAGUAACCGACAUCGUCCUCCGCGCCGGCGACUCUCCGAGCUCCGAUCUACAGAGCGAGAAGCUAGAUCUGACCAUCGAUUUGACCGGCCUCAUCUCCGACUCACUCUGCCAGCUCGAUCAGCUCAACACGCUCAUCGUCACCGACUGGAACCGGAUCUCCGGCGGGAUUCCUUCCUGCAUCACCUCUCUCUCCCGCCUCCGCAUCCUCGAUCUCUCCGGAAACAAAAUCUCCGGUGAAAUCCCCGCCGACAUCGGGAAGCUGAGCCAGCUCGUGGUGCUGAAUCUCGCGGAUAACGAGAUCACAGGGUCGAUUCCCCCUUCCGUCGCCGGCCUCAGCAAUGUGAAGCUUCUCGAUCUCAGCAACAACAAGCUCUCCGGCGAGAUUCCGUCGGAGUUCGGGAAAAUGAGUAUGCUAAGCCGCGCGAUCCUGAGCGGGAACGAGCUAAGCGGUUCGAUUCCAGAUUCGUGCGCCGGUCUAUCCAGGAUGGCUGAUCUGGAUCUGUCGGCGAAUCAGAUAUCCGGUUCGAUUCCGGAUUGGAUCGGAGCGAUGCCGGUUCUGUCUUGCCUGAAUUUGAACUCGAAUCAGCUUUCCGGUGAGAUUCCGGCGAGUUUGUUCGGUAACAAAGGUUUGAGUCACGUGGAUUUAAGCCGGAAUUCGUUGGAAGGGACGGUGCCGGAUAGUUUUAGCGCGGAAAAUUACUAUUUAAGUUUGAAUUUGUCGUAUAAUAAGUUGAGCGGUGAAAUUCCCAAGUCCAUGCAGUUGGUUAAGUAUAUGGGAGCAUUGGAUUUGGAGGGCAACAAUUUUGAUGCCUAGGCCCCACCUCAUCUCCUUCAACGAAUGUAUCAUCUCAUGUUUUCAUUUUUCUUCUAUUUAUAUUUUAAAUUGUUGUGCGAA